Formica exsecta is the source of this 586-nucleotide messenger RNA. RefSeq names its product 28S ribosomal protein S14, mitochondrial (gene mRpS14). The record is from RefSeq and is a predicted model, not a curated record. Gene Ontology annotation, molecular function: structural constituent of ribosome. The transcript has 3 exons. Gene Ontology annotation, cellular component: ribosome; mitochondrial small ribosomal subunit. The coding region runs from base 66 to 464 and encodes 132 amino acids. Lineage: Eukaryota; Metazoa; Arthropoda; Insecta; Hymenoptera; Formicidae. Gene Ontology annotation, biological process: translation.
GGAGAUCCUUCAAAUAGAACUUACUGAUCUGGUUAUGUGUGAUAGAAGCAGCUGAUUUGAUUAACAUGGCGGCAUUAAAAGGAUGCGUUUCGGCUAUUUGCAAUGUUCUACCGAAGAAUAUAAAUUUAUUAGGAUAUAGUUUUCAGCAAGUACGAAACUUUGUUGGCUGCAGACAGUUGCGCGACAGAAAGCGUAGAAGAUGGGCAAAGCAAUAUGCUGAAGAGCGAUUACGUUUGGUUGCCUUGAAACGAAAUAAUAUCUUACCGAAAGAGAUAAUAACACUCGCCGGAAAGCAAAUAGAUGAAACAAUUCCCAGACAGACUGCUUUGAGACAAUUGACGCCAAGAUGCGUGGUUACUUCUCGAGGUCGAGGUGUUGUGCUUCGGUGGAGAAUAUCGCGAUUCAUCUUCCGUGAUUUGGUCGACUACAAUAAAAUGGCUGGAGUACAACGUGCCAUUUGGUAGACUAAUAUACAUCAAUAUCAAUUAUAUAUUAUAUUUUCAUUAUGUUAGAAUAUUAAUGUAGUGUAAAUAAUACACAAGUGGGGAUGUAAAUAAAAUUUUAGAAAAUAAAAAUUAUCUUAUUA